Messenger RNA from Portunus trituberculatus (swimming crab), 1635 nucleotides. Its product is annotated as glutamate receptor ionotropic, kainate 3-like. Bases 1 to 918 code for a protein of 305 amino acids. The record is from RefSeq and is a predicted model, not a curated record. Gene Ontology annotation, molecular function: ligand-gated monoatomic ion channel activity. Gene Ontology annotation, cellular component: membrane. NCBI's taxonomy places the organism in Eukaryota, Metazoa, Arthropoda, Malacostraca, Decapoda, Portunidae. The transcript is spliced from 7 exons.
AUGGCGGGCUUCCUGAAGGCCUUCACCAUUGAGGUGUGGCUCCUGACCAUGCUGAGCAUUGUGGGGAUCAGCUGCUCCACCGUGUUCGUAGUGUGGGCCCAGGGACACAUCUUUGGCCGUGCCGUGAGGGACGCCGUGGGCAAAACCUUAGUGUGGGUGGUGAAGGCGCUGACGCAAGAAGCCUCUUCCUUUUCUCCUCUAUCGCCCCUUACUGCAGGGUCCGAGUGGCUGCCGCCCCAUGACGCAGGCCGCGUGCUGGUCACCACCUGGCUGCUGGCGUCCUUGGUGUUCAUGUCUUCUUACGGCGGCAUCCUCACCGCCAUGCUCACCGUGCCGCGGGUAACCAUCCCCAUCGACUCAAUGUACGACCUUGUGGCUCAGAAUGACAUGCCCUGGAAGGUAGAGGGAGGAUCCAUGCUGUACCAGUACUUCCAGGAGGCGACGGAAGGAGCGAGGAGAGAAGUGUUCCUUAGAAGCUCCGGCACUUUCAAGGACUGCUGGGAAGCUCGCCAGGACUUGGCAGACGGCAAGUACGCCGGUUUUUGCGACGACGUUACCAUGAUAAAAGUCAUGGCUUGGGAUUUUGAAACCUCUGGAAGCUGCAACGUGUACAUAGCGCGGGAGAAGGUCAUCUCUAGCGUGUGGAAAGGCGUCGGCUUCAAAAGAAAUUCUCCUUACAUGUCCCGCGUUAAUGACGUUAUCCUGACGCUGCAGCAGGCGGGACUGGUGGACAUCUGGCUCCAGGAACAGAUCGGCACAGUGCCACAUUGCCUCAGGCCACCCAGCACAGACCGGCAAGACGGCAUCAGUGCCCUUGACAUGGAGGCCUUUGGAGGACCAUUCCUGGUGCUGGUGGGAGGUCUCUGCGUGGCCACCAUAGCCUUCCUUCUGGAGCUGCUCACUGCCUGCUGUUCGUAAGACUCACCGCGCCUGCCCUGGACAAGUGACUCUGACCCUUACACUCAUUUAAUCAUUAUCCUGCAUUGAUUCUAUACAUAUGCUGAUAAUGAACAGCUCUUAAAUACUUCAUUUGAUCCCUCCAUGUUGACCAAAUCCCACUACACUUGACAACGUUCCAAGCAAAGCUGAUCAAACCACUCUCUCCUGACAACACAUCCCACAAUGCUGAUCAAACCCCACUAUGCUGAUUCCAGUCCCACUUAGCUAACAACGAACCAAAACUUAAUAUAAACCCAACUAUGCUGACCGUAAACUUCACUAUGCUUAUAACAAUUCUCUUGUGCUGAUGAUGAAAUUACUGAUUCCACACCACUCUAUGCUGAGCACAAACUUAGCAUAGGGAAAAGUUACUACAUAUAUGGUGACUAGAAAAUGACUACUCAAGCCACAAACCCACUAUGCUAUUCUGACCAUUAAUCCCUAACCAGUCACCAUUUCUGCACAUAUGCUUACAAUUACAAACGAUGCUGACAUUUACACUUAACACCAUUACACUACAUAUCGACGCUGACCUUUAUACGCUGACUCCAAGGUCUAAUAUGCUGGCAAAUACUAAUAUUUUUUUGAUCCACACAUUCACAGGACACUCAAAAACACAAAGGAACACAAAAGAAGACCGAACAGCAUCAAACGUGUUGGCCCGGACGAGAUUAUUUAAGGCCCAUUGUAAUCAGA